AUGUCAAAGACUGUACAGUUCUAUGGCUCAAAGUUCAUUUGGAAAAAAAAGAAAGUGGUGUUGAUUGUUCUUGUUGCGUUUCUUGGUACCAUUUUAAAGACAUUUGGGAAACUUGGCCAGCAGCGCAUUUCCAAUAUAAUAUUCUAUCCAGAAAAAGAAAACUAUAAAAACACUUCACACCUCUACGUUUAUCUUUUAGUUUCUAUAUUCUAUGCAGUUACGCUCCCAUCUGUCGAUAUAAUCGGCCAUUUUCUUGAAAAUAUCCUAAUUCCCGACGCCUUUUCAUACUUUUAUAAGAAGUUUCUUGAGUAUCGAUUUAUCGACUGGAAAAAAUAUUUACAAAGUGACUUGUAUUCUGCUAUAAUUCGCAGAAGUAAAGGUACUGCACAGUUUUACAAGCAGAUUUUUGUAGAUCUGUCUGACCAUUCUACAUACAUUUUUGUUGGAACAAUAAAACUAGUGGUUCUGUAUGGCUUUCCGCACCACUUUGUUAUAGGGUUUGCUCUGAUUAUCUGCUUUCCAGCCAUUAUAAACAUACUCACGCUACUACGCACACGUUGUCUUAGACGAUCCAACGAGUCCUACGAUAUCGCAGAAAGAAAACUGAAGGACAUUUUUUUAAACUAUGAGAUGAUUCAUACAUACAAUACGUUUGACCAAGAGAUACAUAGCUAUGAAAUGUCCUAUGCAAAGUGGAGAUUUUGGUUCACAACGUACUGGAUCACAGACGACGUCAUUGAAAUAUCCUACAAGGGUCUCAAGGUUGUUCUCCUUCUAAUACUAUUUAUUCAAAUAAGCGAAACAGGAUUGUAUAGCAUUGACCAGGUCAUUGAUCAAAUGAAAACCUUCAACUCUAUUCUUAAGAGGAUGAAUUUGUUUACCACGAGUGUAAAAUCGAUACUAGAGGCAUCUGAAAAUAUGCUUCACAGCAACUUGGAUAAACUGGCGACACCGUAUCGGCUAUCUCUUGAGACAGUGGACAGAUUUGUUUCCAAUGUAUCAAUUGUAGAUAUGAAAGUGCUCUAUGGAGACAAUCUUGUGUUUGAAAAUGUGGACUUGAGGUUUUUGAAGGGUGAAAAAGUUGUUAUUACUGGACCAAAUGGAUCUGGUAAAUCUACGUUUGUCAAAUCACUUUUAGGAAUAGAAAGGUUUGAAGGAAGCGUGCUGGUAGAUGGGAUAGACCGCAAGUUUAUACAUGAAAAAAGCCUCUGCAAUCUCUUUUCAUAUGUGCCUCAAGAGGCGGCAAUAUUUGAGGCUAGCGUGCUGGAUAACAUUGCAUCCUUUGACCGCCAGAAACCUGUUGAGGAGGUUAUGAAUAAAGUUGAGGAAUUUAACAUGCACCAGGAGAUGAAGUCCAUUGGGUACGACACAAUACUUGUUGAGAGAGGCAGAAACAUUAGCUCUGCUCAGAGACAGAAAAUAUGCUUCCUUCGUGCCGUAAUCAAAGAUACGCCUAUUGUGGUGUUCGACGAGAUAACCUCAGAAAUGGAUCAGGAAUACGAAAAGCAAUUGAUUGAACUUAUCCAUACCCGAAUGGCAGACAAAACUGUUGUAAUGAUAAUCCACAACUUGGACUUACUUUCUAAGUUUGAUAAAGUUGUUUUCUUUAAUAAUAAAACAGCAACGGGCUGUUACAGCUGCUCAGAACUGCUGGAGCGUAGUGCAGAAUUUAAGAGCUUCUAUGACAAAGCUCUUUCACAUCAAUUAAACAAAUAA
Vittaforma corneae ATCC 50505 is the source of this 1716-nucleotide messenger RNA. RefSeq lists its product as uncharacterized. The transcript has a single exon. Gene Ontology annotation, molecular function: ATP hydrolysis activity; ATPase-coupled lipid transmembrane transporter activity; ATP binding. Gene Ontology annotation, biological process: transmembrane transport. The record is from RefSeq and is a predicted model, not a curated record. Bases 1 to 1716 code for a protein of 571 amino acids. Lineage: Eukaryota; Fungi; Microsporidia; Nosematidae. Gene Ontology annotation, cellular component: membrane.